Gossypium raimondii (Peruvian cotton) is the source of this 1239-nucleotide messenger RNA. RefSeq names its product NAC domain-containing protein 37. Gene Ontology annotation, molecular function: DNA binding. The transcript has 4 exons. The record is from RefSeq and is a predicted model, not a curated record. Gene Ontology annotation, biological process: regulation of DNA-templated transcription. NCBI's taxonomy places the organism in Eukaryota, Viridiplantae, Streptophyta, Magnoliopsida, Malvales, Malvaceae. The coding region runs from base 170 to 1114 and encodes 314 amino acids.
CCUCCAUUUUUGUCUCUCUAUUCUUCAAUUCCCUUCCCUUUUGUCUUCUUCUUACUCAUUUCUUCUUUGUCUCUCAAACUCGAAACACGACCGCCAGUUAACAAAAUCGAGGGGUGAAGAAGCUAUAAAAGAGUGGAUAUUGUUAGUGGUGUGUUAAUAUUGUGGAUCAAUGGAGUCAUGUGUCCCACCCGGGUUCCGGUUCCACCCGACUGACGAAGAGCUUGUCGGCUACUAUCUGAGGAAGAAAAUUGCAUCGAAGAAGAUCGAUCUCGAUGUUAUAAGAGACAUCGAUCUGUAUAGGAUCGAACCAUGGGACCUUCAAGAGAGGUGUCGGAUCGGGUACGAGGAGCAAAACGAGUGGUAUUUUUUCAGCCACAAGGACAAGAAGUAUCCGACAGGGACGAGGACUAAUAGAGCGACUGUCGCCGGUUUCUGGAAAGCAACGGGACGGGACAAGGCAGUUUACGAUAAAUCGAGGUUGAUUGGGAUGAGGAAGACCUUGGUUUUCUACAAAGGAAGGGCUCCGACGGGGCAAAAAACAGAUUGGAUCAUACAUGAAUAUAGGCUCGAAUCCGAUGAGAAUGGCCCUCCCCGGGAGGAAGGAUGGGUGGUUUGUCGAGCAUUUAAGAAGAGAACUAGUAGCCAAAACAAGACCAUACAAGGGUGGGACACUACCAUUUUCCAGGAUGAACGAAGUGGGAUUACCAGUUCCGCCAUUUUUGAUCCACUAGCUGACAUUUCAAGACAAACCCAGAAUUUUAAACAAGAGAUUAUAGAGGCAAACAAUUUGAACUUUAUCGAUCACUAUGAUCAGUUCCUACAGCUUCCUCAACUAGAGAGCCCUUCAAUGCCAUUAAUAAAGAAGCUGCCAAACACUAAGGAAGUGACUGAUUGGAGAGACCUCGACAAGUUUGUAGCUUCUCAGCUGAGUCAAGAGAUUAGAUACGGUGGUGGUGAUGAAGGUGGUUCGAGCUUUGGAGCUGAUACAAAUGGUGAAAUAUCAGAUAUGGCGGUGCUGUUGUUGCAGUGUAGUAAUAAUGGUGGAGAUGAAGAAGGGAAUAAGUUGAAUGAGUUAUUGAGUUCAGAUAUUGGAAUCUGCUUAUUUGAUAACUGAAAGUGCUUAUAUUGGUUUUAGUAUAUUAUAAAUCUUGAUGGGUAAUGAUACAUUUUUAAAAUUUUGUAAAAAUUUGGUUGUGAAAUUAGUAGUCCAUUCAAUUAUUUUUGUCGGCUUUUAAACUA